AUGAAGCUAGGAAGGUUAAUUGAACAAAAGCUUGAGGGUCCAAUUUCAGAAAAAUCACAUGUUACAGAUAGAAUGUUUUCCAUUUGCCAAAUGAUAGACGAAAUCCUUUCUGAUCCGAAUAUUGGUAAAUAUGAAAGUCUAAGUAUUACAAAAGAAACACCAACCAGUAGGUCCAGUGAAAGCUCAACUGGUAGAUAUCGUGAUCAGGUCAUGAAUGAAUCAUCUUCACCAGGUACAUCUCCAAACACUGGUCCAACUUCAAUUGACAUAUUAGUUCAGUCAGAUAUUACUGAAAAUGGGGUUAUCUUCGAAUGUAAAAGAACCAAACUGUUGAAAAGUUUAUUUCAAAAUUAUAUAAACAGCAGCCCUGAUGAUCAGCUCAAUUUACCAGAUAAUCAAAUGAUGGGUAAUAUGAUUAAGCAAGUGCUUGGGUACGCCAGUGCUUUCAAUAUAACGACAUGUGUGUUGACGAAUUUGUCCACCAUGAUCGUCAUUGAACUAAAUACCGAUGAAGCCUCACCAACUGUGUUGAAUGGACAAGAAGUGAUUGAUCUUAUAAAUACAAAAUAUCGCAUAAUUGACUUCAGUGAUCAAGGCUUUACGUUCAGUUGGGCACUCAUUUAUUUAUUCAAACAGAUCCAUGAAGAAUAUACAAAAGGGAAAAAACUAAAGGAAAUGAAAGAUUUUAUGCUAAAGUUCCGCUCAAAUGUUGAUCAGGAACAACUUAAAAGGGAAUUAAACAACAAGGAAGGUCAAAGUAACAGAUCAUUGGGUCAUUCAAACACUAAUAGAUCAUCAAACUUUACAAGAUCAACAGGGGAAAUUGAUGAGAUUUCAUGUGAUGUUUCCACUCUUUUUCCAAAUGGUAUAUCCCAGUAUGUUAUUCAAGGUGGUGAAGGCUAUACAGCUACACAAGUAUUUGAAGUAUAUUUGCAAGAUUUGAUCAAAAUCGGAUUGAAUCUUGAACCAAUGGCUGAUAAUUUACCUAAUAAAAAAUUUAUACUCAAGGUUUACAAUAUUAACUUGUAUGAAUUUUAUCAAGAAGAUGCAGAUGUGAAAUUUAAUUACUUUAAUCAAGAAGUAAAAGCUCUGACAAUCAUCAAGAAACAUAAUCAAUAUUGUCAAAGAACUAAAAAUUAUGAAUUAAUUAUAAAUACAGCAGAUCUUCACACCCACUUUAUGAUAAAAUUGAGCUCAAAAGGUGAAGUUGCUCUUUAUGGUUAUGCAUUGUUGUUAGAGUACGUUGAAGAAAUAAAAAGCACUUCUGGCUUAAAUACAGAACUCAUUAAAGCUGAUUAUAAUAGACAACUAAACAUAUUAGAAGAUAUAUUACAUAUUAGCCACAAUGAUUUACAAAACACCAACAAUUUAAUAAUAUCCAAAGAUGGAAAAAUUUUUAUUAUAGAUUGGGGUCUUUCCAGCUGUAUCGUACAAAACAAUAUGAUAAGUUCUGCUGGCUCUGAUACAUUAACAACGGUCUCAUAUUCUAAUUCAGAAGACGUUUUCACACCAAAUAUCGGGAAGGCCAAUGAUGAUCACUCAAGUGCAGGUAUAAAUUCAGCUAAUAUUGUAGAUGAACAUAAAUAUAAUAUUGAUCCUGAUUAA
Molecule: messenger RNA, 1605 nt
Organism: Hansenula ciferrii
Lineage: Eukaryota; Fungi; Ascomycota; Saccharomycetes; Phaffomycetales; Wickerhamomycetaceae
Exons: 1
Coding region: 1-1605 (534 amino acids)
Biological process (GO): protein phosphorylation
Molecular function (GO): protein kinase activity; ATP binding
Source: RefSeq, a predicted model, not a curated record